This is a messenger RNA of Lentinula edodes (shiitake mushroom), 868 nucleotides long. RefSeq names its product haloacid dehalogenase-like hydrolase family protein. Lineage: Eukaryota; Fungi; Basidiomycota; Agaricomycetes; Agaricales; Omphalotaceae. The record is from RefSeq and is a predicted model, not a curated record. The transcript is spliced from 4 exons. Bases 39 to 791 code for a protein of 250 amino acids.
UAUAAUCUACACAGGCUGAUCCUUCCUUUCCAUCCACCAUGAAGCCCAAGACCACACAUAUCCUAUUUGAUUGCGAUAACACCCUUGUCCUAUCUGAAGCUUUGGCCUUCGAGGCUUGUGCAGAGCUUGCGAAUGAGAUAUUAUCGUCUCAGGAUGUGACUGAUCGAUAUACUGGAGAUGAAUUAAUGGUGGACUUUGUUGGCAAGAACUUUAGGGGCAUGCUGCUGGACCUUCAAGAUAAGUAUAAGUUCACGAUCCCAAGCGAACAGCUAGAAAAGUAUGUGGCUAUGGAAGAGGACAAGGUCAUUGAAAAGCUGAAGGAGAAACUGGUACCCUGUGCUGGGGCGAACGAGAUCUUGAAGAAACUGGCCCAGAGCGGGAAGUAUCAGAUGGGUGUAGUGAGUUCCUCUGCUCACCGGCGAGUCGUGGCGAGUCUCGAGAAAGCCAAUCAAGCGGUGUAUUUCCCUCCCGACAGAGUAUUUUCCGCAGCCACUUCCUUACCCAAACCGACAUCCAAACCUGAUCCUGCGAUAUAUCUAUUUGCUUGUGAGAAGCUUGGUGCUCCGCCUGCCACUUGCGUUGCCGUAGAAGAUAGCAAAAGUGGUGCUACUAGUGCUGUCCGCGCGGGGAUUCCGGUGAUUGCGUACGUUGGAAGCUACGAAACUCCAGAGAAGAGAAAUGAGAUGGCAAAGUCACUAAAGGACAUUGGCGCCGCUGCAGUCAUGUAUGAUUGGGCUGAAUUUGAGAACUGCCUGGAGCAGGCUGGGUGCAAUGUAUCUGAUGCUCCAUAAACUUCUGCCUUGACAUUUGAUGAAUCGCAUUUCUAGUCCAGGGCAUGUUUGAGAACACAGAAUUGUUAAUUUUAUAC